AUGCCUCGCCAAUUCUUCGUCGGUGGUAACUUCAAGAUGAACGGUACUGCCGACAGCAUUACCUCCAUCAUCAAGAACCUCAACGACGCCAAGCUCGAUUCCUCCUCCGAGGUCGUCAUCUCCCCGCCCGCCCUCUACCUCCUCCUCGCCCGGGAGGUCGCCAACUCCAACAUCGGCGUCGCCGCUCAGAACGUCUUCGACAAGCCCAACGGUGCCUUCACCGGUGAAAUCUCCGUUGAGCAGCUCCGUGAUGCCAAGAUCGACUGGACCCUCAUCGGACACAGCGAGCGUCGUGUGAUUCUGAAGGAGUCUGACGAGUUCAUCGCCCGCAAGGUCAAGGCCGCCAUUGACGGCGGCGUUAGCGUCAUCUUCUGCAUCGGUGAGACUCUUGAGGAGCGCGAGGCUGGCAAGACCAUCGACGUCGUCACCCGCCAGCUCAACGCCGUCGCCAAGGAGCUCUCCAAGGAGCAGUGGGCCAAGGUUGUCAUCGCCUACGAGCCCGUCUGGGCCAUCGGUACCGGCAAGGUCGCGACCACCGAGCAGGCUCAGGAGGUCCAUGCCGCCAUUCGCAAGUGGCUCACCGAGACCAUCUCCCCCGAGGUCUCCGACAACACCCGCAUCAUCUACGGUGGUUCCGUCAGCGAGAAGAACUGCCGCGAGCUGGCCAAGCAGCCCGAUGUCGAUGGUUUCCUCGUUGGCGGUGCCAGCUUGAAGCCUGCCUUCGUCGACAUCAUCAACGCUCGUCUGUAA
This is a messenger RNA of Aspergillus terreus NIH2624, 750 nucleotides long. RefSeq names its product triose-phosphate isomerase TPI1. The record is from RefSeq and is a predicted model, not a curated record. Gene Ontology annotation, cellular component: cytosol. Gene Ontology annotation, biological process: glycerol catabolic process; glyceraldehyde-3-phosphate biosynthetic process; gluconeogenesis. The coding region runs from base 1 to 750 and encodes 249 amino acids. Gene Ontology annotation, molecular function: triose-phosphate isomerase activity. NCBI's taxonomy places the organism in Eukaryota, Fungi, Ascomycota, Eurotiomycetes, Eurotiales, Aspergillaceae. The transcript has 6 exons.